CUUUGGGCAAUCACAUUUGAAAAACUUUUACUCUAAUCAUAAUAAUCAUAAUGGCGGUGGAAAAUAACCCAGAGGAUCUGUUGAGGAGACCUCUAUAUGUAUAUGAUCUCCCUCAGGGACUCCUUUCGACCUUGUCCACAAAGAACGAAAGCCAACCCAUAACCGCAAACGACGUCGCUGAGCCUGUUAGCAAAGCCUCAGACGAGACAUCGCAGGAACAUGCCAUUGCAUCAUCUACCACCUGCAACCUUUGUAAAGUAUCCUUCGUGAAUGUGGAAGAGCAGCGGGGUCAUGCCCGAUCGGAUCACCAUAGAUAUAACCUCAAGGCGCAGCUACGAGGCAACCCAACGUUUGAUGAAAUCCAAUUUAACAAGGCAGUUGGAGAGUUGGAUGAGUCAAUUUCUGGAUCAGAGUCGUCGGAAGAAGAUGAACAAGAGGAGGAUGGAUCAAACACGACACUCACGGCUCUGCUGAAGAAGCAGGCAAGAAUAGCUGAGGCGAACGAUGAUGAUGAAGAAUCUUCACCGCGAAGAAACACUGGAAAACAUCCUAUCUUCUGGUUUUCAAGCUCCAUCUUACCUUCGAAUACGUCGUUGGGUAUUUACAGGGCUCUGUUCACAAACAUUGAGCAAGACGAGCCAAAGCAUCUUGUGGAGUCUAUUCGCAAAAAGCAGCUAUCACCUACAUACCCCCAGCGAAACAACAGCUCCGUUCCAAAAAAUCCCGCCCCUCCUUCCGGCCCUAGCCCUCAUGUCUUUAUGUGCAUGAUAGGCGGUGGCCACUUCGCUGCGAUGCUCGUUUCGCUGGCCCCAGAAAUCCACCGACGACAGGGAGGUAUUAUCGAUAGACAAGCCAAUGUAAUUGCGCACAAGACCUUCCACCGAUACACGACACGACGAAAGCAAGGCGGAUCGCAGUCUGCCAGUGACGCCUCUAGAGGCGCUGCGCAUUCGGCCGGUUCUAGUCUGAGACGGUACAAUGAAGCCGCACUGGAGAAGGAAAUCCGGGAAUUGCUAUCGGAUUGGAAACAGAUGAUAAACGAUGCGCAGUUGCUGUUUAUCCGAGCUACAGGCAGUACGAACCGAAGAAUUCUAUUUGGCCAGUAUGAUGGCCAGGUUCUGAAGCAGAAUGACCCGAGAUUGAGAGGGUUUCCAUUCAGCACUCGUAGGGCAACUCAAAGCGAGUUGAUGCGAUGCUUCAAGGAACUCACCCGUGUUAAGGUCAGUCAGAUCGACGAAGCUGCCAUCGCUGCGGCAGAGGCCAAGCAGCGCGAAGAGGUAAAAAAGCCCUCAACGCCACGGCCGCAACCGCAGAAGCCAAAGAUUUCGAAAGAGGAUGAAGCCGCCAUGCUUCACUCAACCCAAAUCCAAGCCCUCAUCCGUCGCUCCAAAAUUCCCGCCCUGAUAUCUUAUAUCUCUAAUAACUCAAUCCCCCCAUCCUUUACAUUCCUGCCAUCCGACUCCCAGCAGAAUUUCCGCUGCCCAACCCCUCUCCAUCUCGCCGCAAACUCCAAUUCUUCAUCCGUGGUGUUGGCUCUUCUCACUAAAGCCAACGCCGAUCCCACUAUGACGAACAACGAAGGAAAAAACCCCUUUGAGCUAGCUGGUGAUCGAGCAACCCGUGAUGCCUUCCGUAUUGCCCGUCACGAAUUGGGUGAAUCGAAGUGGGACUGGGAUGCGUGCAAGGUUCCAUCGCCGAUAUCCAAGGCCGAUUCCGAUAGCCGAGCAGAGAGGGAGCGAAAAGCUGCAGAAGUGGAAGAAAAGACUAGACGCCAAGCCGAGCUAGAACGUCUGAAGAAAGAGGAUGCCGCAAAAGCGGCUCAGUCACAACAGUCGAGAAAACCGGGUCGCGCUUUGGGUGCGAUGGAGAAGACUGCAGCUGAUAUGAGAGAAGAAGAAAUGCGUGGAAUGACGCCAGAGAUGCGAAUGAGGCUGGAAAGAGAAAGACGUGCGAGGGCAGCUGAAGAGCGAAUCAAAAGAAUGCAGGGGAAAUAAAUAUAGACUAGAAGUGCAUUUCCUAGAGAAGCGAAUAUGCAGUUAUGAAAUGAAUGAUGUCUAUGAUGCAAGC
This is a messenger RNA of Aspergillus wentii DTO 134E9, 2067 nucleotides long. Its product is annotated as putative C2H2 finger and ankyrin domain protein. Bases 51 to 1994 code for a protein of 647 amino acids. NCBI's taxonomy places the organism in Eukaryota, Fungi, Ascomycota, Eurotiomycetes, Eurotiales, Aspergillaceae. Gene Ontology annotation, molecular function: protein binding. The transcript is spliced from 2 exons. The record is from RefSeq and is a predicted model, not a curated record.